GUCCAUGCAGUCUUUCCUAUAAUUCCGUUCCCAUUGUGACACGUUCUUUUUCUUGAAAAAUCUCUUUGCUCUUCCUUUCAAUCCAUUCGUUCAUUCAGGUUUAAUUUAUCUCUAUCCCUUUUCCAUGGUGGCCCUCACUUGGCUCGGCGUGGCAGCAGGCUUCGUGCUGACCAUAUGGCCACCUUCAGCUACCGCAAGCCCUGGCUUCCAUCAAUUGGCCAGCCAGAGCUACAAGAGCGGUGCUUCCGUCUGUCCGGAGCGCUGCCGCAAUGCUGGGCCCAAUACCGGGAACUGGUCGGUGUACUCUGGCUUCAGGCAGAUCCGGAAGUGCAAGGAGACGAUAUUCUAUGACUUCUCUCUGUUUGACGAUGUCGAUGAUUGGGAGAAAACCCACCGCAUUCAAGCCUGCUCUUCAUACGGGCCGGACUUUGCCACGUUCCCAGCGAGUACCGCAGUUGUCACUUCUAGCGAGUCCGUUGAUGUUGAGUUCGAACUGGGCUGGUGGCAUGAGGGUUUCGGUCUGGCGGGUGCUGGGCUGCGGUCAAUUGUUAGGCAGAUGCGCCACUAUGCUGAUGGAGAGCAUGGCAAGACCGAUAGGCCAUUUAUCAUAUACGGCCAGUCUGGCCAAGCUACAAUUGGAUUGUAUGUUGGCCAGGGCCUGCUGAAGCAAGGGCUCAGCGAGUCUGCGCUCAGGCUCUUCCAGGACAAUCUUGACAAACUUGACAUCACCACCCCUAGCUUAGCUAUGCAGCUCUGCGAGCAAGGCUACGAUAGCACACAUGUAUUCGGUAUUAUGGCGACCAGCAACGGAACUUUUGCUCCCAUCCAAAUUGCAAUCAAGUCUUGGGCUAAUGCGACGUGCUUAUCGUUCCCCGGAUCCGUCAAGCUUGCCGGCUCUGCAAAGUUCACUACGCCUCUUCUAAGUGGCAACCGCACUACUGCCGCCUCUUCCAUUCACUUGGCGCGCAAUCUGACUUGGAACCUCGUUGCAAGAGGCGAUGGCGAGUGUACAACUGUACAAGUUGAUGCCGGGAACAGCUGUGCCGACCUGGCAGUGAAAUGUGGCAUUUCGGGCGCUGACUUCACGAAGUACAACCCCGGUGAUGAUUUCUGCUCCACGUUAAAGCCUAAGCAGCAUGUUUGCUGCUCCAGUGGAAAUCUUCCUGAUCUUCGCCCUCAGCCCAACGAAGAUGGCUCAUGCAAGGCAUAUCAAGUUCAAGCCGAUGACAAUUGCGACAGCCUGGCUGCCGAGUAUAGCCUUGAGAUUGAUGAUCUCGAGGAGUUCAACAAGGACACCUGGGGCUGGAACGGUUGUGAGCUGCUAUUCAAGGAUACUGUUAUGUGUCUGAGUAAAGGGACUCCACCAUUCCCUGCGGAAAUCUCCAAUGCCCAAUGUGGUCCCCAGAAGCCAGGCACAAACCCACCUACGAAUGGCUCAAAUAUUGCCGAUCUCAAUCCUUGCCCGCUCAACGCAUGCUGUAAUAUCUGGGGCCAAUGCGGCAUUACCGCAGACUUCUGCGUCGAUACCAACACUGGGGCCCCAGGUACGGCUGAGCCAGGGACGUAUGGAUGUAUAUCCAAUUGUGGAAUGGAUGUUGUUAAGGGUUCUGGGUCUGGAAAUGUCAAAAUUGCCUACUAUGAAGGCUACUGCCUCAGCAGAAAAUGUCUCUUCCAGGAUGCCUCGCAGAUUGAUACCUCGCAGUACACGCACCUCCAUUUCGGCUUCGGAACGCUGACCGAAUCGUGGGAGGUCGAGACAGGGGAUGUACUAUCUACCUACCAAUUUGGCGAGUUCAAAAAAGUCUCUGGGGUCAAGAGAAUCCUUUCCAUUGGUGGGUGGGACUUCUCGACCAUGCCUAAAACAUACAAGAUCUUCCGCAACGGUGUCAAACCCGCUAAUAGGCUAACCAUGGCAACAAACAUCGCCAACUUCAUCAAGGAUAAUGACCUUGACGGUGUCGACAUUGACUGGGAAUAUCCAGGAGCACCUGACCUCCCUGAAAGUGACCCUGGCACAGCCGAAGAUGGUCCCAAUUACCUUGCGUUUCUUGUCGUUCUCAAAAAUCUCUUGCCAGGAAAGUCUGUUUCCAUUGCUGCACCUGCAUCCUACUGGUACUUGAAGCAGUUCCCUAUAGAGGACAUGGCUAGGAUCGUCGACUACAUUGUCUAUAUGACCUACGAUCUUCACGGCCAGUGGGAUGCGCAUAACAGCAAUUCACAGGAAGGGUGUGAUACGGGAAAUUGUCUGCGUAGCCAGGUUAACUUGACUGAAACAAAACAAUCCUUGGCAAUGAUUACCAAGGCAGGUGUCCCUGGCGCAAAGGUCAUUGUCGGUGUUACGAGCUAUGGCCGAUCCUUCAAGAUGGCAGACCCAAAUUGCUGGGGGCCCGAUUGUCUUUACACUGGCGACCGCUUGAACUCUGACGCGAAGAAGGGUGAAUGUACUAACACGGCAGGGUACCUUGCCGGUGCGGAGAUUGACGAUAUCAUGAAGGAUUCAUCUCGGGUCGUCAAAAGCUAUGUCGACACAAGCAGCAAUAGCGACAUUCUUAUUUAUGAUAACGAUGAAUGGGUCGGUUACAUGAGCGCCGCUACGAAAAAGACCCGUGCCACUCUCUAUAGUGCCUGGGGCUUGGGAGGGACCUCUGACUGGGCCAGCGACCUGCAAACCUAUCAUGAUGUUCCCAAGCCGGCGACAAGCUGGGCCAACUUCAUCCAGCUCGCCAAAGCAGGGGAAGACCCUAAGACGGACCAAACGCGUACGGGAAACUGGACCUCGUAUGAUUGCACUGACGAUAAUGUUGCAAAUCUAUUCGACUUCACACCUUCUGAGCGGUGGAAGAACAUGGACACCGAUACUGCAUGGAAAGAUAUUAUCCGAAUUUGGAAUGAAACCGAUAAGCCACGCGGUCUCACCUUCAUGCGAUCUGUUGAAAGUACAACCCGCUUCGAUUAUGAGGAUUGCGGUGAGAUUUCCAAAGAGAGCUGCAGUUCAGUUGGCUGCGAAGACGGCGCAAACGGUAAAACCUCCGGCCCGGCUGCAUUUCUUAUCCUGAGUUCAAUGUCAGAAAUUCACCAAAUGUACUGGGAAUAUCAUGAUGGUUUAUUCCACUCUCUUAGUCUUGUCGGUACAGCACUGGACGAUAUGGAAAACAAAUUUGCGCCUAUCCCACCAGAAGAAGACAAGACCUGGCUCAAUAUCCUUAUUGACAUGCUUACGCUCGGCGCCCUGGGCACUGCCGGGCCGCUGUUCAACACAAUACUGAAGAACCACGAUUGGUUUUCUGGCAGCGCCCUGGACAACGCAAAGGACACCACUAUGACCCUCCUUGGACAAGGUACGACUACUGCCAAGGACGUACUACCUCCGGCUAGUGAUCCCAAGUGGACGCCAGAGGGACAAGACGAGUUUUCUGCCUUUCUGGGGCAAGUGGUGUGGGGCUGGUCUAAUAUCACAUCACUGGCGCUGGAUGACCUGUUCAGUGGAAACGAAACGAGCAUUAAUACCCUCUGGGAAAUCAUAUCAGAUGGCAAGCUCAUCCAGGGUAAGAGGGAUACUGACCCCCCUAAAUCUGGAAAUACCGAGAAUGAGCUGCUUGCCAACAUUAACAAGUGCAUCGUCGGCUUUUCUCUGCCCGCAUUAUGGCGCCAGGCUGGGUCUUACACUUUCAUCAUCGACUCAGGUCAAUCUUGCAACGAAGACCCGGACAUCAGCGAGUACUUGGACAAUGAUACGAUAGACGCCGCCGGUGUUUGCGUUGACAAUCGGCAAUACUACCUCGUCUAUCCGGACGGCGAUGCGACCGACUGUACUUGCAAGAUUAUCAACGAUUCCGGCCCUUGUCAAACAGUCUGCAAAGACAGCAAAUUCUCUGCUCCCAAAGGAAUCGAAUACAUCUCUGGCGACAACAGCUACUACGGCAUCACGACCAACGAGCUGGUCAAGGGCUCUGUCCGGACCUGGAUAGCUAACGGGAGGGAGAACGGCGCUAGCAUAGCAGAUCCCACGAAUCACGGCACCAUGUCUGAUCUGAUAGACGUGGAUGUUACAACGCCCGGCUUCAUGCGGAUUCCUGUUUGUAGCCCCGCCCGCGCCUUUCAAUCCUGGGACACGGCCGACAAAGACUCAAGCCCGAACUGGCCCUGCGAUAUCCCGCCUGGUAAAGAUGAGUGCGGUGAGUCAACCUUUGUGGACCAAACUAGCGAUGCAUCACCAAAGGUAGAAGACUGCCGCCAGAUCAUCAAGAACAUUGAGGGCGAUGCAUCCACUAGCUGGACGACCCAGGUUGUCGGCCAUAACCAGCGCGAGAUUGCCAGUCACGCAUCCUGUCACUUUGGCGUUGAGGCUACUAAAACCAACGGAAAUGUCAAUUUUAAGGUCGGCGGGCAGGAUGUCAUUGAUAUUAUCAACGAUGCUAUCGACAAGUUUGCUAGGGAUGGGCUGAUCGGCGCAAAAGGAAACAUGGAUUGCAAUGGUAAUGUAAAGAGUGAGCCGGUGCUGUGGGGGAUAUACUAGGAAUGAGUAAGCGCUAUACUGCUGGCCGAAAAUGACAGGUCGGCUUAUCUUGCGAAGGAUAUGGGCAUGUUGGUUUGACUAGAAUGUGUUGUUAUAGAGGCAUUCAUGUAGGCUUUGGUCACGUGCUUGGCGCGCGGGCCGCCCACGCAAAGCAUCAUUUCGCGUUGUUUCGCUGCGCGCACCUAGAUAGCCAAUACAACCACUCUUUUGC
Molecule: messenger RNA, 4727 nt
Organism: Aspergillus costaricaensis CBS 115574
Lineage: Eukaryota; Fungi; Ascomycota; Eurotiomycetes; Eurotiales; Aspergillaceae
Product: chitinase
Exons: 1
Coding region: 125-4516 (1463 amino acids)
Biological process (GO): carbohydrate metabolic process
Molecular function (GO): chitin binding; hydrolase activity, hydrolyzing O-glycosyl compounds
Source: RefSeq, a predicted model, not a curated record